Molecule: messenger RNA, 1671 nt
Organism: Oryzias latipes (Japanese medaka)
Lineage: Eukaryota; Metazoa; Chordata; Actinopteri; Beloniformes; Adrianichthyidae
Product: TLR adapter interacting with SLC15A4 on the lysosome
Biological process (GO): regulation of toll-like receptor signaling pathway
Source: RefSeq, a predicted model, not a curated record
GGAAACCAUAAUACAGGCUUGUUCUUUGUAGAUUCAUUGAAUAUUUUUUGUUUUUAAAAGAAUAUUGAAUAAUACGGUGAAUCCAGAUUGUGACUCUUUUUUAAGCCAUGCUGUGUGAAGGACGACUGCUGAGCAUGACGUACUUUGACAUGGUUGAGGAGCAUGACCCACCGGCUCUUCAGACAUCCUUGAAGUGUGCUCAUGGUCCACCUGAACCAACCCCUGUGCCUGCCCCCAUCAGACUCCCUCCACCUACUGUUCAAAGUUCCCUGGUACAAGCAGGUGCCGCAGACAGCACAGCUUCACUGGAGUUGUACAUUUCUCCUUUGCAGUCCUUGGAUCUCCAGGGGAUCCUCAUAGCGAGACAGAUCUCUCCAAAAAUAGAGAUCCCAGCCCAGGCUUGCUCGGGUGGGGAAGCCCCGUUCUUGGUUCCUUCCUCUUGUCAGAGCAUCUGCAAAAACUACAGCGACCUCCACAUUGGAGGAGACCAGGUGCUGCCUCUGUCAGCCAACCAAAGCGAGCUACGAGUCUGUCCUGAAGCACAGGCUGUCCGCCCUUUCCUCCAGUCUUGUGACGUCCCCCCAGAUGAGGAGGAUUCUCUGCUCGGACAAGCUCUCCAGGCUGGGCAACUGCAUCCUUUAAGAAAAGGUUCAAAUCGUUGGCGACAGGGAAGCGGUCGAGAUUGGAGUGUUUUGUUUCAAGGACAUGAAGGGCCAUUUUCUAACUCCCUUCUAAACCAUUACCUGGAGCAAAAGAUCUUGGAUCUGUACCAGCAAUACAUCAUGGAGAAUGUGGAGAGGCAAGGAACUCUGGCCUCUGAAGCAGGCAACAUUUUCCCUCUUCUGGGCUCAGAGCUCGUCCUGACCAGCCUGGACCAGAUCACCUUGCAGCUCAGUCGGGAAGGUAACCUGGAGGCCGGCUUGGCCAAGGACAUGGUCCUGAGCUGCUUGCUGAGGGUGGCUGGUGACAUGCAGUCAAGUGAGAUCAGCACUCCCUUUCUGCAGUUUUCAAAUGAAGCAUCCGCAGAGCAGCUUGCAGAGAAAAAAGAGGAGUAAUCUCAGGGUCAAGGAACACUCAAACAAGUCUCCCUUUCAUUUAACUUCCAAGAAAACAAAAUGUGACUGCAUUUUUUACUCUGAUUAUCUAUUGAAAGGAUUUUUAAAUCAAAAUCUGAGAGCAGACAUUAAUCAGUUACUGUGAGGGUGUGGUGUAAAGAUAUAACUACCUUUAACACUCAAACUUGUGCUGGACUUUUUUAAUUCUCUGUGAAACUAACGUUACAAAGGAACUGAAAACACAAGCUGAUACUUCUCCUUUUUGCUCACAUAAAAACAGUAGUUUAGACUGAACAACAACAACACACUUUCAGACUAUGUAUUUAAUUUAUGUCAGCUAUGUACAUCAGAAUUUAAUUGAAAAAGUUUGUGGAGAAAAAAAUGAACAUUGUGUCCGUCCUCCAAUAGUUUUUUUUCCUGUCUAACGAAAUAAAAACAUCAGUAGUAAAACUUAGAAGCAAUCAACACUGUCAGUAUUUACUGGAUUUUUUGAGUCAUAACACCAAGUAUAUUAAAAAUAUUUGUAAGAAAAUAUUUUUAUACUAUUGUAUUACAAAAUAAAUCCCCAAAAAACUGACUGAAGAUUAAUAAAUACAACUGUUUGACAAAUGAAACA